GUGUGCUCCAUUGCUUCACCCUGGUUCAGAGAGUGAGAUAGAAUCACUGAAGAGCUUCAAUGGCGGUUUCUUCUCUCUGUGUUACUCCUCUUUCUCUCUCCAAUUCAUCCCCCUCUUUGUCUUCCAAGCCAAAGUUCCCAUCUUUGUGCUUUCUCUCGGGUAACACGUUGAGGGUCACGUGCCCAAAACCUCUGCACUCUUCAACUGUGGUUCAUGUUGCACCAGAAGUGUUGGAUUCUUCCCCUGAUCCCCUAGACCCACCUCCAGAAACCCUUGAUGAUGACUCUGACCCCACCACCUUUCAGGUUGGUGACUUGGGGACUCCAAGCACUUCGGCAAUCAGCAUUGGCGCUGACGCAGAUGCAAUGGCACCAAAGCAGAAAAUUAGGAUCAAGCUAAGAUCUUACUGGGUUCCCUUGAUUGAGGAUUCCUGCAAGCAGAUAUUAGAUGCAGCAAGGACUACCAAUGCAAAAACUAUGGGUCCUGUGCCAUUACCAACCAAGAAGCGAAUCUACUGUGUUCUUAAAUCCCCACACGUUCAUAAAGAUGCUCGGUUCCAUUUUGAGAUCAGAACUCAUCAGCGACUCAUUGAUAUCCUAUAUCCUACAGCUCAAACAAUAGAUUCUCUGAUGCAACUUGAUCUUCCUGCUGGUGUUGAUGUGGAGGUCAAGCUCUAGAGAUAUUUGCUUUGAAGGUUGCUAACCAUUUUGAAUCUGAGUGAGCUUCAACUUGUUAUCAAUAGCCAAAAUAUAUUAGCAGAUAUCAUGUAUUUCACUGCCAAAACUUUAUUGAACAAUGCUAAAAUUCCUUUUGUUUGUCUCCCUAUUCUGUCCUCAACAAGGUUUCAAUUAGUCUAUUCCUGAUUUCUUGUUUUUGCAGAGAGAUUUGUAUACCGCCUAUAUUGUUAUGUAAUUCUGAUAUGCCACAACACAAUUACUUCUUCCUGGUAAAUUAUGCUUAUGAAGUUGUUUUGAUUGUUUUCAAA
Molecule: messenger RNA, 985 nt
Organism: Cajanus cajan (pigeon pea)
Lineage: Eukaryota; Viridiplantae; Streptophyta; Magnoliopsida; Fabales; Fabaceae
Product: Ribosomal protein S10p/S20e family protein
Biological process (GO): translation
Cellular component (GO): ribosome
Molecular function (GO): RNA binding; structural constituent of ribosome
Source: RefSeq, a predicted model, not a curated record